AAUGUGCUGGGGUGCUGGUGCUGUAGGAGCACCAGCGGUAGGCAACAAAGUCGUAGUUGCUCUCUCAAAUGCUGUGGUGGAUGAAGGUAUUUGCAAGGCGGCUCCCUGCGCUGGCAUUUGCCCUAAACAAGAAAAAAAAUCGAACAUGAAUGUUAGUCAUCGAUCGUUUUUAGGCGUCGUCGCGACGCCGGCGUUCGUUACGCAACACUGGAGCCGCAGUUCCUAA
Molecule: messenger RNA, 226 nt
Organism: Dimorphilus gyrociliatus
Lineage: Eukaryota; Metazoa; Annelida; Polychaeta; Dinophilidae
Source: the annotation of a GenBank genome assembly